AGCGCGGUCAUGUCUGGUCGGGGCAAGGGCGGCAAGGGGCUCGGUAAGGGCGGCGCCAAGCGCCACCGCAAGGUGUUGCGCGACAAUAUCCAGGGCAUCACCAAGCCCGCCAUCCGCCGCCUGGCUCGGCGUGGGGGCGUCAAGCGCAUCUCGGGGCUCAUCUACGAAGAGACGCGCGGCGUGCUCAAGGUGUUUCUGGAGAACGUGAUCCGCGACGCCGUUACCUACACGGAGCACGCCAAGAGGAAGACGGUCACGGCCAUGGACGUGGUCUACGCCCUCAAGCGCCAGGGUCGCACUCUCUACGGCUUCGGCGGCUAAAGCUUUGUGCUCCUACCAGACCAUCGGACAAAAACCCAAAGGCUCUUCUAAGAGCCACCCACUUUUUCUUUUAAAAGAGCUGUGUUGCUAUAUUGCGUUUGCUGAUAGUUACCAUUGCAUUUCUUUCCUUUGCCUUGCACUACCCGUGUUCCUCUU
Molecule: messenger RNA, 477 nt
Organism: Catharus ustulatus (Swainson's thrush)
Lineage: Eukaryota; Metazoa; Chordata; Aves; Passeriformes; Turdidae
Product: histone H4
Exons: 1
Coding region: 10-321 (103 amino acids)
Biological process (GO): nucleosome assembly
Cellular component (GO): nucleosome
Molecular function (GO): DNA binding; protein heterodimerization activity; structural constituent of chromatin
Source: RefSeq, a predicted model, not a curated record